This is a messenger RNA of Ctenocephalides felis (cat flea), 654 nucleotides long. RefSeq lists its product as uncharacterized. The record is from RefSeq and is a predicted model, not a curated record. The coding region runs from base 1 to 654 and encodes 217 amino acids. The transcript is spliced from 2 exons. NCBI's taxonomy places the organism in Eukaryota, Metazoa, Arthropoda, Insecta, Siphonaptera, Pulicidae.
AUGCCGAGAAGAAACAGACCUGACAUUGGUCAUCGAAGUCGAUUAACACGCCUAAAACGUAAUUCGCGUAAUAACCGCACUGAUGGGCAGAUGGAGACUGAUAAUAAUGAUAGCCAGAUUGGAAUGACAGAUUUGCUUGAAUUUAGAGAACAAGGUGCUGCAAAUCGAUCGCAACAGCAGCGAGCACGCGAAAAUGAAACUUCUCGAAUUCGCAGAAGCAAUGCUUUAGUCAACCUGGAGCGAGCAGCAUUCUCUUAUGAUCCGGAAAUAGAUUACAGUUUUACACACAAAUUUGUAAAAAUUGGAGACAUGUCGAUCAUUUGUCAGCACUGUAAAGCCUUAAAAUACAAUGGUGAAUUUGCAGGACUAUGUUGUGCUGGCGGUAAGGUGAAGUUGCCACAAUUGGUACCACCACCUGAUCCAUUCCACUCACUAAUUUUUGGAAUGACCAAUGACUUUUUAUCCAACAUCCAGAAAUAUAAUAAUUGCUUCCAAAUGACAUCUUUCGGAGCAACGCAUAUCGCACAGAACAAUUUCAUGCUGACGUUCAAGGUGCAAGGACAAGUUCAUCACCUAUUGGGAGCACUGCUGCCAUUACCAGAUGCAGAUCAUCAAUUUCUACAAAUUUAUUUCCUAGGCAAUCAGGACGCUUAA